This is a messenger RNA of Thamnophis elegans (Western terrestrial garter snake), 3688 nucleotides long. RefSeq names its product transmembrane serine protease 6 (gene TMPRSS6). Gene Ontology annotation, molecular function: serine-type endopeptidase activity; protein binding. Gene Ontology annotation, biological process: proteolysis. Lineage: Eukaryota; Metazoa; Chordata; Lepidosauria; Squamata; Natricidae. The record is from RefSeq and is a predicted model, not a curated record. The coding region runs from base 111 to 2486 and encodes 791 amino acids. The transcript has 18 exons.
GAGUAAAUAUUACAUCUCACCAGUGUUUACAUAUGGCUUUGUGUGUGCCUCAUUUUGGAUGAGCCUGUGUCAAGUGAACAAUACCACAGAAGGCUUCAAAUAAGGUAAGCAUGACUGAGGGAGAAGAACAGGAGGAGGAUCCAGUGGAAAUACCACCACAAAACAGACAGAAGAGUAAAGUGAUGAUCUGCCAACGCUGCAUUCCAGUUUUGAUAGUCUUGGUGCUGUUGGGUGGAGCUGGAGCAAUAAGUUGGUAUUUCUUAGACUAUAGAUCGCGAUAUCUGGAUUCUGCUCAUCUGCAUUUCUACUCUGGAAGCUUGAGGAUCAUCAAUCGGCAGUAUUCCCAGGAUCAUGGGAGAAUGGAAUCCAGAGCUUUCUGGACAGAGAGAUCAAAGAUACAGAAGAUGUUAAAUGACUUAAUUCGUGCCACUAACCUGGCCUCUUUCUACAACUCCAGUGCUGUCUAUGCCUUUGGAGAAGGGUCUUUGACAUGCUUCUUCUGGCUCGCCCUUCAAGUCCCAAAAGGUCAGCAUGUGGAGGUGACAGUGGAAGAAGUAAAAGAUACACUCUAUAAUGAACUUCUUACCAGCUUCAACAGAACAGGUUACCUGUCUUAUCAGAGUGAAUACAAAAUUGAUCCACAAUCUUUAAUUAUAUUGGAAUCCAGUCUCAAAGACAUAAUGGUGCUGAAAUCCACCUUGGGCUGCUAUAGGUACAGCUACAUCAGAGAGGAUGUGGUUCUAAAACUGAAGGGUCCAGACUAUGUAGCCUCCAGCUGCCUUUGGCAUCUCCAUGGGCCCAAAAGUCACAUGAUCAAGCUUCACCUGGAAUGGACUCUCUCGGAAUGCAGGGACCGGUUGGCAAUGUAUGAUGCAGCUGGGCCAUUGGAGAAACAGCUCAUCACUUCACUAUAUGGGUGUAGCCGGCAGGAACCUGUGGUUGAAGUUCUAUCUUCUGGCCCAGUCAUGUCUAUUGUAUGGAAGAAGGGGAUGUACAGCUACUAUGAUCCGUUCAUACUCUCUGCUCAGGCGGUGCCCUUUGAAGCCUGCCAGAUGAAUCUAAUGCUGCAAGAAAGCUGGGGACAGCAAGGGAACAUCAAGACCCCUUACUACCCAAGUUACUAUGCACCAAAUACACAAUGCACUUGGCACAUGAUGGUCCCCUCUCUGGAAUAUGGAGUUGUUCUUUGGUUUGAUGCUUAUACUCUCCAGAGGCAGAAGUACGACCUUCUAUGUACUCAAGGCCAAUGGACCAUCCAGAACAGAAAAUUCUGUGGUCUGCGGAUUUUGCAAGCCUAUGCUGAAAGAAUACCUGUGAUGUCUAGAGCUGGUGUCACCAUCAACUUUACUUCUCAGAUCUCCCUAACAGGGCCUGGAGUGUCGGUUGCUUACAGUCUGUAUAAUCAGUCAGACCCAUGCCCCAGAGAAUUUCUUUGCCUUGUGAAUGGUUUAUGUGUGCCAGCUUGUGAUGGAAUUGAAGACUGCCCCAAUGGACUAGAUGAGAGAAACUGUGUUUGCCCUGCAAAAUUUCAAUGUCAAGAAGACAGCAUGUGCAUCCAGUUUUCCAAGCUCUGUGAUAAACAUCUGGAUUGCAUCAAUGGGAGUGACGAGGAGCAAUGCAAUGAAGGGAUCCCUUGUGGUCUCUACACUUACCAAUGUGCUGAUGGGAACUGUGUGAAGAAGCCCAACCCUCAAUGUGACUCAGUCCCUGAUUGCAAGGAUCAAUCGGAUGAAAUGCAUUGUGACUGUGGCGUGCAGGAGAUGGCAACACACAGAAUUGUUGGUGGGGCUCAUUCUGUGGAAGGGGAGUGGCCUUGGCAAGCAAGUUUGCAAGUGCGUGGGCACCACCUUUGUGGGGGGACGUUGAUUGCAGAUCGCUGGGUGAUCACCGCAGCUCACUGUUUCCAGGAAGACAGCCAUGUUUCCCCCACAGUCUGGACCGUAUACCUGGGCAAGCACUUUCUGAACGUCAGUAGCCACAAUGAGGUUUCCUUCAAAGUGAACCGCAUCUUGCAGCAUCCCUACUAUGAGGAAGACAGCCACGACUAUGACGUGGCUCUGUUGCAGCUUGACCACCCAGUCAUCUAUUCUGCUUUCAUCCAGCCCGUCUGCUUGCCUGCCAGCUCCCAUCUCUUUGAGCCUGGCCUCUUGUGUUGGGUCACAGGCUGGGGUGCAGUCAAGGAAGGAGGCCCUACAAGCAAGAUUUUGGAAAAAGUGGAUGUGCAAUUAGUUCAGCAAGACAGCUGCAGUGAAGCUUAUCACUAUCAGGUCUCUCCCAGGAUGCUUUGUGCUGGCUAUCACGAGGGCAAAAAGGACUCCUGUCAGGGAGAUUCUGGAGGACCUCUUGUCUGCCAGGAAGCCAGUGGCAAAUGGUUUCUAGCUGGUGUGGUGAGCUGGGGAAUGGGUUGUGCACGUCCCAAUAACUAUGGAGUGUAUACCAGAAUUACUAGUUUGAAGGAAUGGAUGAAACAAACUAUGUCAAACUGAGCAUGGUUCUAAAUCCCACCUUUUAUUACAAGGAAACACUAUUGAGGAGACAUCUUUUGUCCUUGUCCCACUGUUUCAAAUAGCCAAAACUGUGGAGACAUCCCACCUUACAUCUGGCUCCUGUUGCACCUGAGAUUCAAGUUCUGGUCUUUAAGGAUGUUUUAGUGUGUGAAGAAGCCUAAGGCGGCCACUGAAGAAAGAUUGUUGAAAAUAAAUAUAAAAUUUGAGAUGUUCUUCCAAUGAAACAAUAGAGAGGUAUGUUGUCCUCCUUUAAAAGGUAUUGACUGUAGGCUGGUCCUUAUAUUAGUUUGGAUGAAAAAUCCAAGGCAUUAGGAAAAUUGGUUCUCUUUUAAUCUUAAAUGUGGAAGUAGAAAUUGGAAGUCCAUCUAGUUUUUCUUGUAUUAUUUAAAAAUCAAUUCCCAAACGGUAGUGACCACAAUACUGAGAAAUGGGAGGAGCUGUUUGUGUAAUGUUAAGCGAAGAGCAUCAGGUAAAUGUUGUGUUAUUACUUACAUGACUCAUGCCUUAUCUACGUACUGAUUAUUUGAAGAAAAUUAUGCAUGGAUUUUCCUACUGCUAAGAUUAUUGGAGUUUUCAAUGGACGUAUCUGGAAAGAAACACUCAAUGAGCAGAAAACAAAUGUAUUUCAAAGUGACAUCAUUAUCCAACAGCAGCUUCACCCCAAACUAUGGUGUGGAUGAGGUAGGAGGAGAGGCCUCUUAAUUUAAGUCUGGUAAUAAAAAUCUUUUAAAUGCCAAAUCAGGAGACUGAUUUGACUCCCUGAGACUGUUGUCCCAUGUGUUGGCAUAAUAGCCUUGCUUGCACAAAAUGGCCGACUUGGUGAUCUCUUUCCUUGGCCAACUGAUCCACCAUCAUGUCCUGACUGGGCACAAUAUCUGACAGCCAUUUCCUUUAGUUCUCUGGGAAACAAGUGGGCAGCCAGAUCAAAACAAGCUGCUUCUACUUUAAGGCAUCCAGGUAGAUUGACUCCCUUUGCAAAAUUAAGAUUCUCUGCCUUGCAUGAGAUCAUUUCAUCGAUCUGGACUGAGGAGCAGAGCUCUUUUGCAGUCAGAAUGUUUACUGCAAAUUUAAAUAAGAUUUCAGGCUCCCUACAUCAUUUGACAGCAAAAGAGAAAUUCUGUCAAUAAAUGCAAAGGAUCUUGUAACCGAAUAACCUCAGCUCAUGUUCAGCGCUAUAGCUU